Molecule: messenger RNA, 960 nt
Organism: Symbiodinium natans
Lineage: Eukaryota; Dinophyceae; Suessiales; Symbiodiniaceae
Source: the annotation of a GenBank genome assembly
AUGGAGGAUCUCCGACGCGGCGUGGCCGAGAUGCGCCGCUCCCUCACUGCGGCGGUGGAUCGUCUGGCCAAGGACCUCUACGAGUCCCAGGCGCACUUUGUACAGGAGCUUCUGCAGAACGCUGACGAUAACAGCUAUGCGGAGGGUGUGCGUCCUCGGAUUGACCUGGUCCUGAGGGGCAGGCCGCCAGAAGCUGCAGGGCAGCCAUAUUUCUUUGCAGCGAACAACGAGAAGGGGCUGACGGAGGCGGAUGUGCGCGCACUGUGCGACAUCUCCCGGUCCUCGAAGUCUCAGGCGACUGGGACGACCACCGGCUACAAGGGAGUCGGCUGGAAAUCCGUGUUUCGCGUCGCCGACGAGCCGCAUGUGCUGUCGCAAGGCUGGCGCUUCAAGUUCUCGUCGGCGGGGCUUGGAAUGCUUACACCGCAGUGGUUGGAGGACACGGAGGUUGACAAGCUGCCCAGCGAAGUUCGUGAGGCGCACAGCCGUGGCGACACGGUGUUCUACCUGCCGCUCUCCGAUCCCAGCAAGUCUGUACCCAGCAUCCGCACGGAGAUGCAGACCAUCCAGGCCGAUUGCGCUCAGCUGCUCUUCCUGCGCCGAGUCACCGAGAUAAGUUUGAGGGGCGAUUGGGCAGCGGACGAGUCCGAACAGGAGAUGGCGACCUGGGCCAGGUUAAUGGUUGCGGGCUCACCAGACCAGCGCGCGGCCACCACAUGCCAGAGAUACCAGCACACGGGCAGUGAGCCAGUUCUGGUGGAGGAGAACACCACGCGCUUCCAGAUCAGCAGCCACGAGGACGUUGUGGUGGCACUUCCGAAACUGGAGGAGCCGCCACCUCAGCGGGUCUUCGCGUACCUUCCGGUGCGAUCCGUUGCUCGGCGCACGAGACAGCACAGCUUGUUCUCUCCAGGAAUCCCCUUGAUUGCACGACAGGGCCCUAUAAACCUUAUGCCCUAA